This is a messenger RNA of Apiotrichum porosum, 1071 nucleotides long. RefSeq lists its product as uncharacterized. Lineage: Eukaryota; Fungi; Basidiomycota; Tremellomycetes; Trichosporonales; Trichosporonaceae. The coding region runs from base 1 to 1071 and encodes 356 amino acids. The transcript is spliced from 4 exons. The record is from RefSeq and is a predicted model, not a curated record.
AUGCUCUGCAUGCCAGCCACUUUGACUGAGUGUCUUGAGUUUGCCGACAUCAUACGUCAGACCGCGUUCCCCGGUGCACGCAUGCAUCCGCCCUUUACCACGACCAGCAAGGCCAAGCUCGCGUCGUUCGUCGCGGCCGCCGUCGAAGCCAACAUCGUCAAACUGGAUCCCAACCGCACCACUUCAGAGAAGAUGGCGUUGUCGGUUGUGGAGCGACUCGUCCAGAUGGACAACGACGUGGCCACCCAUCUGGCCGACCCCACCCGCGACCCGAUCCUGCUCGUGACGAACGGUCAAGUCGGAACCGGAAGACAUGGCGUUGGCGGCGGUGUUGGACUUCGCGUGACUGAGGGCUUGCGUGACCAGGUCGAGGAGCAAGUCUUCCAGCGGCUGGCAAAGAACCCCGGUUUUCUCCUGGUCAAACCCGCCGGUGGCCACGACGGCGACGAGGCCAUAACCUGCACCAAGAACGACCCAGCUUACUCCUUUGGAAACUGGCCGCUUCAUCACUACCUGCGCUUUGGCCCACACUUCCUGGAGGCGUUCAACCCGGCCACAAAGCUUCCCGACUCCAUCGUUGGACCCAUGGAUGUCGGCUUUUACGACAAGUUUGCAUUCGCGUUUGCCGUGGUGGUGGUCAACACCCCUACCAUCUCCUUCACGAACAAGAGCCAGGUCGCUGGCCUCAUGCAAGAUCGUUUCGGCACCUUCCUUACCACGAACCAUGCGCACCCGGUCAACCGCGUCAUGAUCGCACGUCACGUCCGAAGCCACAACAUCCUCGGAGGUCAGCUCACCCUGGUCACGGCCUGUUCGCUUCUCGAUGGGAUUCGGUUCGGUAAGGACUUCGACCUGCAGGCGCGUCUCCUCGUGUCGUGGCGGACGUUUGAGGAUGAGGGGUACGACAUGACGUUGCCUUCCCAUCUCCCUCCUGUGAUGCUCUGCAUGGCCCACUUCCGGAUGUUCUGGUUCCUCGCCGACGGCCUCCAAGUGCCGGACAAGGUCAUCAUCGACAUGACCAUGUCUAACAACCAGCGUAUUGGUAGCAAUCCUGCCCAUCUCAUGGGCUAG